AUGGCCCGGUUUGGAUGGCGAGUACCGACGCCGACACCCACACCCACCGACGCUUGGUCGUCAUACUUUGACUUCUGGAGGAACGAGGACAAAGAGGUGCCCGCCGCCUUGGGGAUUGAGCCGAUGAUCCUCGACGACGAGCUUCACCCGGACAGCGUCAGUGUCAAAUUCAACGUGGACUUCGAUUUCGAUCUCGAGCUGGACUGGGAGCUGGAACUCCAGGAGGCGAGCGAUGCGAUCAUGGCGCACUAUCCCGGCCUUGCGAGCACGAAUACCGGGCUCAAGCUGCCCGUCAUGACGUCAACAGACACGGCGACACAUUCCAGGGUCCAGCUGCAGCCGCAGCUCCAGGCGCCGCCAGGAACAGCCUCAGGCGCCACCGCGGCGAACGGGGGCGCGUCAACCACGAGCAUCCCGGUUACUACGCCUAUCACGACGCCAAUCGGGGCCGCUACGAGGACGCCUACGGGGACCGCCACGGAGGGGCCUCUGGGGAUGCCUCCCAGCCAGGGCAUCGCUACCAUCACGCCUACAACAGGGCCCAGUGCAGCCGAGUAA
Molecule: messenger RNA, 558 nt
Organism: Exophiala spinifera
Lineage: Eukaryota; Fungi; Ascomycota; Eurotiomycetes; Chaetothyriales; Herpotrichiellaceae
Exons: 2
Coding region: 1-558 (185 amino acids)
Source: RefSeq, a predicted model, not a curated record